GAACGGAAAGUUCCCGAAUGUAGAGCCAGAAGACGUGACAUUUGCGGACAAAUCGAUCGACUACCCGUCCUGUGCACUACCGGGCAAUGUGUUGGACUUUAUAAACCGCAAUAUCCGUCAGUGCCCUCAACCCAUACUACAGCUGAUUCAGGAACAGCUGCUUCAGAAUCUGGUCAAAAUGGUUGGCCCGACAAUGGGUUUCCGUAUUAUGCUUCAGUGCAUAAGCACUCAAUACCCGGCGUUCACCGUAAAUAACAUCCAAAAGUUUGUUCAGCACAGGAUCUCUUACA
Messenger RNA from Oppiella nova, 290 nucleotides. The record is from the annotation of a GenBank genome assembly. Lineage: Eukaryota; Metazoa; Arthropoda; Arachnida; Sarcoptiformes; Oppiidae.